Sungouiella intermedia is the source of this 984-nucleotide messenger RNA. The record is from the annotation of a GenBank genome assembly. NCBI's taxonomy places the organism in Eukaryota, Fungi, Ascomycota, Pichiomycetes, Serinales, Metschnikowiaceae.
AUGCCAGCAGCUUCAAAUGAGACUGCCUUUCUCAAGAAGACAGUCACAGUGUCUCCACUUGUGCUAUUGUCAGUAGUUGACCAUUUCAACAGAGUUGCGAAGGAUUCGAAGAAAAGAGUGGUGGGUGUGCUAUUGGGUGAUACAUCUUCCGAGGUCAUUAAAGUCACUAACUCCUUCGCCAUCCCAUUCGAGGAGGAUGAUAAGAAUUCCUCAGUUUGGUUCUUGGACCAUAAUUUCAUUGAAUCGAUGAGAGAGAUGUUCAAGAAAAUCAACGCCAAAGAGAAAUUGAUUGGAUGGUAUCAUUCAGGACCCAAACUCAAAGCGUCUGAUUUGAAGAUCAACGAUGUAUUCAAGAAGUAUACCACUAACCCACUUUUGGUUAUUGUGGAUGUUCAACCACGCUCGGUGGGGAUUCCAACGGAUGCUUAUUUUGCUGUUGACGAUAUCAAACAUGAUGGUUCGAAAGCUGAGAGAACAUUCGUUCACGUUCCUUCGUUGAUUGAGGCAGAAGAAGCCGAAGAGAUUGGCGUGGAACACUUGCUACGUGAUAUAAGAGAUCAAGCAGCAGGCAAUUUAUCAUUGAAAGUAACUCAAAGUUACCAUUCGUUAUUGGGCUUGUACCAGAAGUUGCGGGAGAUAGCAGAUUAUCUUGAGAAAGUUUAUGAGAAAAAAUUGCCCAUCAACCAUUCAAUUUUGGGCAAAUUACAAAAUGUUUUCAACUUAUUACCAAAUCUCGCUCAUGGAGAUUCGCCAACAGACACCUUCUUGGUUGGUCACCGUGUGGACAAUGUUGAGGAUUCUUCAAAUCCGUUAGCAACUGCUUUUACCGUGAAGACAAAUGAUGAGUUAAUGAUGGUCUACAUUAGUACUUUGGUCAGAUCAAUAAUUGCUUUCCAUGAUUUGAUUGAAAAUAAGUUGGAGAACAAGAAGUUAAAUGAAAUGAAGCAAAAGGCGGGGUCCGAUAUCUCCACUGAACACGAGUAA